ACCUGACUGCAGAAGCUUAUAUAUAGACAUCUAAGUUUUCUGUGCCCCACCACUUUUGUACAUAUAGAAACGCCACUGGUCAUAGCUAUUGUUUUAUUAUGGUCACAGCACCCAAAUAAUUAUUUAUGUCUUUAUUUGAUACUGAAUUUGACACAGUUAUGCUUUUUAAAAUAAUAAGAAAAUAUUAACUGGUCACCAACAGAGCAUUAUGAUAAAACAACGUCCAUCCAUCCUCCUCCGACCCUACCCCACUUGCCGUUGCCACAAAUAUUAUGGAUAUUGUGCGUUGCAGAUAAACCAGCAAAGAGCCCCAAUUUUCUAAUCUGCAUAUCAUUCUGUCAAAGGGCCAAUAUGUCCAAGUCAUUUCUGUAUUUAUAGGAUCAACAAAACAUGUUUUAAAUGUACUAGUGACAUGUAUGCUUCUCUUCUCUCCAGACACUACAUGAUGGCAGCGACGCACCUUGGUUCAGGGGGGACGAGCGAGGGGGCCGUCUCCGUCCCACCGCUGCGGCCGAUCCUCAGGAAGACAUGGGUGCUGGGCCUGAGCGUCUUCUACGUCUUCUGUGUCUCAAUCAUGGUGUUCCCUGCAGUCUCCUCAGGGAUCCAGUCUGCCAAUAAAGACAGUGGCAGCCCCUGGACCACCACUUACUUUGUGCCCAUCACCAGCUUCCUCCUGUACAACAUAUCAGACUUCUGUGGCCGGCAGUGCACGGCCUGGCUGCAGGUCCCAGGGCCGACCAGCAGGGUGCUGCCUGCCCUGGUGCUGUGCCGCUCCGUCAUGGUGCCCCUCCUCAUGUUCUGUAACUACCAGCCCAGGGACCACCUCAAGACUGUGCUUUUCGGCCACGACGUGUUCCCUGUGGUCUUUAACUGCCUGCUAGGCCUCACUAAUGGCUACUUAGGCACUCUGCCAAUGAUUUACGGCCCUAAGGUGGUCCCUCGAGAGCUGGCCGAGGCCACAGGAGUCGUCAUGUCCUUCUUCCUCACUCUGGGUCUGGCUGUAGGAUCUGCUUUCUCUGUGCUGAUUGUGCACUGCAUCUGACCAGGCUGUUGUCCUCUACAGGUGUGUAGUUGAACUAUACAGCAGACAGUGGCUGGACAGCAGAGACUGAUGAAGACCAGUGUUCUGACAUCAGGGGGAAAAAACGAUAAUCAUUUCAACGCUAACUAAAAAGCAUUUUUGCCUCUAACUCUACUGUAUUGUUUACUCUAAUGUGGCUCAUGAUGUUAGCCUUACUGUAUCUGCAACAUUAGCAAUGUGUGCAGUUCAUUAGUAAGACCUCAUCACAUCUAUUUGGUACAAGGGGUGAACAUUUGUGGUACAUAUAAAAUUGUGAUGCCAUGGUUGUUAAAUGUUAUUAAUUCUGACUAACAAAAUGUGGAUAGAAAAUAUCAGGGUUCUUACACUUUCUGCCACAUUUUUUAAAUCCAUAUUUUGAGUGUCUUAUCUUAUAUCAGUGGGGCCAUUUUCUUACUUGUAAACUAAUCUGAACUGCGAUGGCAUUCCUAAGAAGUCAAUCAGGGAUCUAGCAUCUUUUCAAAAUAUAUUAAGUUUAUGUUCAGUAGCUUACACUUAUACACUUGUACACAAAAGCCAUAACAUGUUGCACUGGGCAAGUAGUACACCUUUUUAUUAGGGAUUCUAACAAGUCUAUUUUUUUUUUCAAUAGCUUCUGUCAUGUGACCCAAUCAAUUCAGUAUUGUAUAAUGACACCUCAAUUCGAAAAUGUGUGGUAGAAAUAAUUGUAAUUUCUACCCAAUCACUUUCAUGACUGACUCCCAAACCAUAAAAAUAAGCUGGAUUUAA
Messenger RNA from Notothenia coriiceps (black rockcod), 1807 nucleotides. RefSeq names its product solute carrier family 29 member 3 (gene slc29a3). Gene Ontology annotation, cellular component: Golgi apparatus; plasma membrane. Bases 413 to 1042 code for a protein of 209 amino acids. The record is from RefSeq and is a predicted model, not a curated record. The transcript has a single exon. NCBI's taxonomy places the organism in Eukaryota, Metazoa, Chordata, Actinopteri, Perciformes, Nototheniidae. Gene Ontology annotation, biological process: nucleoside transmembrane transport. Gene Ontology annotation, molecular function: nucleoside transmembrane transporter activity.